UCCAAAAACAAAAUAAGCGGGAAACUCAGCAGCGAGUUUUGUGGCAGAGAGAGAAAUACAGCUGAUGAUUUAUUAUGUCACUAUAAAAGAUGGUGCAAUUAUUUCUGCAUCUGAGGAAGUGUAAUAAUUUUGAAUGCCAGCAAUAAAUAUUGCAUACAAUUUAGAACCUUAGUUUCCAAAGUUGGAGUGCACAAGAAUGGAGCCACCGCAAGAAUUUCAGUUUCCCUUUCCACCGUAUGAAAUUCAAAAGCAAUUUAUGAAGGAGCUCUACAAUUGUUUAGAAAAUGGUAAAUUAGGUCUUUUUGAAAGUCCAACUGGUACUGGAAAAUCCUUGUCUCUCAUUUGUGGUGCGCUUAAAUGGCUGAUCGAUCAUGAGAAAUGGAAGAAGCAGGAAUUAAGUUCUACAAUUGCAGAAAUAGAUGACAAGUUAAAGAAUUGCAAGAAGCCAUCUGAUGAUUGGUUUACAGUGCAAACAGAACAAAUAGAAUUAAAUGCUCAGAAACAGCCAUUGGAAGCUAAAUUAAAUGCACUCCUCGAAUAUGAAAGUGAGAGAGAAAAGUUUAAAAGGAUAGUUGAAUCAAAGAAGGCUGCUAAAACUAAAACAAUUGGGAAAAUUAAACGACAACUUGCAACAAAGUUUGCAGAGUCUAGUAAAACAAAGGAAAUUGACACUGAUGUCUGUGAUAUUGAAAAGGAUCUUAUCUUGGAAGAUGCAUCAAAUUCAGAAAACUCAGAGGAAGAAAAUGCAGAAGAAGAACCAUUAUUUAAGAAUACAAAGAUCUUUUUCUGUUCCAGAACACAUUCACAAUUGACACAAUUUGUGCAUGAAUUGAAGAGAUCUCCUUAUUCACAAGAUGUUUCUGUGGUACCACUCUCAUCAAGACAAAAUUACUGCAUUAACAAAAAUGUCAAGAGAUUAAAACAUAUCAGUCUGAUCAAUGAAACAUGUCUACAGCUACAAAAGAAGAAGACUACUGUUAAAAAGGAGAAAGAUCUAAAGAAAUUGAAAACCACAAGCGGUUGUCCUUUCAUACCUGGUGAUCAGAAAUUGCUGAUGGCUGAAGUUCUAACAAAUAUUCAAGAUGUUGAAGAGAUUGUACAAAAAGGGCAGGAAAAUAAUACUUGUCCAUAUUAUGGCUCAAGAAAAUCUCUGCAAAAUGGACAAUUGAUAUUAGUUCCAUACAACUCCAUUCUACAUAAGAGCACAAGAGACAGUUUAGGAAUAGACUUGAAAGGAAAUAUAUUGAUAAUAGAUGAAGCUCAUAAUUUACUGGAUGCCAUUGAAGGAAUGCACAGUUCUAUAAUUACAGGAAGAAAUCUACUCCAUUGUUACAGUCAGCUAUCGCAAUAUCAGAAAAGAUUUGAAACUUUAUUUUCGGCUAAAAGCAUAUUACACUUGGGUCAACUAAGUUUUUGCUUAAAGAAGCUUCUAACUCUCUUUGGAGCAACAACAAAAUCUCAUCCCAAUGACCAGAUUGAUAAAGCAAUAACACCCAAAUUAUACAAAAUAGAGGAAUUCGAGCUUCUUACAGAAAUUGAUACAGUAAAUAUAUUCAAGCUGUUGGAGUUUGUUAAAACUUCAAAACUCAUUCAUAAAUUACAAGGAUUUGUCGAGCAAUAUGGCAAUAGCAUAAAAAUCAAUGAACAAAAAAUCAAGAAGUCCGGUAUUACGGAAUUUCUAAACUCAAUUAAAAAUAAAGAUGCAGCGUCUCAAGAAACCGUCAGUAUCGCGAAUGUACCUGAUAACAACGAGGAUCCAACAAGCAAUCCAUUGAUGGCAAUUUUAAACUUCCUAGAGUGCCUGAAAAGCAGUUGCACAGAUGGCAGAAUAUAUGUUUUACCUGGUGCUACUAUUGGACAAGGGAUUAUAAAAUUUCUCUUGUUAAAUCCAGCAUCGCAUUUUCAUGAUAUUGUGAAAGAUGUCAGAUCAGUGGUCCUGGCUGGUGGCACAAUGCAGCCAAUGUCAGAAUUUAUAGAUCAACUGUUCUUAAUGGCAGGUGCAACGCCAGAUAGAAUCAUGACAUUUUCAUGCGACCAUGUAAUUCCCAAAGAAAAUAUUAUAUCCAACAUUGUAACACGUGGUCCAACUGGAGUUGAAUUCGAAUUUAAUUUUCAAAAUCGGCAAAAUACAAAACUGCUGGAUGAAUUAGGUAGAGCUCUGUUAAAUUUAUGUAAUAUUGUACCAGCUGGAAUUGUAAUAUUUUUCCCAUCUUACAACUAUGAAGACACAGUAUUCAAUCAUUUGGAUAAAUCUGGCAUUAUAUCAAAAAUAUCUGUAAAGAAACGUAUUUACCGUGAACCUAAAUUAGCAUCACAAGUCAACGUAAUAUUAGAUCAAUAUGCACAUUCUAUCAAGAAUCCACAACCUCCGUGUAAUGGAUCAUUACUGUUCAGUGUAGUCGGUGGUAAAUUAAGCGAAGGUUUAAACUUUUCUGACAAUCUGGGUCGAUGUGUUAUAGUUGUUGGCUUGCCAUAUCCCAACAUCAAAUCACCAGAGUUGCAAGAAAAGAUGAAAUACUUAAAUGAGCAUGUGAAACCGGACGCUGGAAGCAGUUUUUUCGAGAACUCGUGCAUGAAAGCGGUGAAUCAAUGCAUCGGCCGAUCCGUUCGUCAUAUUAAUGAUUAUUCGACAGUUGUAUUGUUAGAUAAACAUUAUCGUCAUAAAGUCAAAGUACUACCGCAGUGGAUUCAACGUUCCGUGACGAUCAACGAUUCAUUUGGACCCGUGAUUGGUAACAUUGCAAAAUUUUUUUCAGCGAAACGAAAACAAUCUAAUCUAUGAUAAUAAUAACAGUGAUGCAUAUAUCAAUAGAUCAACUAAUUUACUAUUAGAUUAUUUGAAACGUUUUAAUCAUAUCUAGUCAAAGGUUUUUUUUCAGUAAUAUGAAACUGAUUAUAAUAUUUGAAUAGAAACUUUUUUUAUAAUUUAAAGAUUCAUGUUUUUCGCUGAUACUAUAACAUAUCUCAACAUACUAAAUAUUUUUUGUACCAACUACAAGGAAUAUUUAAUGCGCCUUUAAUUGUAUAUGUAUAUAUCACAUAUAAUUGGCCAAUUGGAUGCCAAAUUUGUAAAUUAGAUCGUGUCGGUACAUUUCUCCGGGCCGUAGAAUGGAGCAAGGAAAGUGUGACUGAAAGAGAAAAUUAAUUCACAUGAAUUAUGAAUCAAUAAAUGCCAUAAGAAUAUAAUUUUACAUCUUAACUACUUACAAAAUUAAUGGCGUUUGGAUAGUUUUGUGGUUGAAUGCUGAAAGCACAGUGUUUUACGUAGCGAGCGCCCUGCUUUCCCAAAAGAAAUUUAGUCGACGGUUCAGAUAUCGCAUCUUGUUCCAUUUGAUCGGUCAUCAAUGUUUCUCCCUCUUGCUCUUCGUCAUGAUUCGAGUUGUCUUUUUGUUCAACAUUAUUACCAGUCUACGAUUGUAAUAUUAUAUUUUCUUGUAAAAACGUAGUAAUAUUUUUAUACUCUUUUGAUACACAAAUUAAUAUGUUCGUUAUCAUUGUAUGUUAAUUAUUUAGAUAUUUAAGUGAGACUACCUCAGAAACUAUGUCUGACAAACGGCCACCUGUAUAAAACUGUACACCAGGCUGAUCGGAAUAAAUUUCCAAAAUGCUGCAUAUAUAGAUAUGUAUAUGAUAAUAUGAUUAUUAAGUUUCAAAAUAUAUACUUCCAGAUAGCAAACGUACGUCAUUUAGAUAUUUAAUGACGUCAGUUUGUUAAUUGACUGUAUCCAUAUA
Molecule: messenger RNA, 3732 nt
Organism: Nylanderia fulva
Lineage: Eukaryota; Metazoa; Arthropoda; Insecta; Hymenoptera; Formicidae
Product: ATP-dependent DNA helicase DDX11
Biological process (GO): nucleobase-containing compound metabolic process; establishment of sister chromatid cohesion
Cellular component (GO): nucleus
Molecular function (GO): DNA binding; hydrolase activity, acting on acid anhydrides, in phosphorus-containing anhydrides; DNA helicase activity
Source: RefSeq, a predicted model, not a curated record